GCCACAAAGAGUCGGACACAACUGAGCGACAGAGCGCACGGCACAGAGCUCCUGGCAGCUGCUCACCCCCUUUCUGUCUUCAGAUUUGUCUUUCUGGACAUCUCACGUAAUGGACUCAUAACAGCUGAGUAUGUAACUGUGUCUGCCUAGCAGAGUGUUAUCGAGGGUCCUUGUGUUGCAGCGUCUUUUGGGACGUCAUUCCUUUCUGCGGCUGAACCGUUCGCCGUGGUAGGGAUAUACUGCGCUUGUCCGUCAGUCGCUGGACGUUCUGGCUGUCGUGAGCGCUGCUGUGGCCGCUUGUGUUCAAGUGCGCAUAUUGGCGUGUUCGUUUCCAGUCCUCUUGGGCAUGUCCCUCGGAGUGGCAUUGCUGGUAACAACAUUUUGCAGAACCGCUGGGCUGUUUGCCACGGUGUCUGGACAUUCUGCAUUCUCACCAGAGGCCCACAGUGCAGCUUCUGACAGAGUUCGGACUUUUUUUACCAUUGGAUGGUUUCUCUAUUUGGGGUUAUGAGGUCGAGACGGGUGAGACUUUUCGCAGGAGUUUCGGCCUGUGGUGCAGAUUAGCCCCUGGAAAGUGUACCAGACCCUCACUGUGGCCGGCACUGCUGGCCUUCUCGUUAGCUGCUGCUGGCAGCUGUGGGCUGAGCCACAGGGCGCCCGAGCUUUUAAAAAAGUGUGUGUUGAGAUACACCUAACAUGAAACGUGCUCCUGUGAUCGUUUUUCACCUGUGUAGUCAUGUGGCACCCAGGAUACUCUCACUGUCGGGCAGCCAUCACCCCUGUGCCACUCCAGAAGCCAAGGCUUUGGAGAUUUUGUGUGGAAUAGACGUGAGUACAGGGUCCAGCUCUGACCUGGAGCCUGGUGUCCAUCUCAAUUCCCAAGGCUCUUCCUUCUGGAAGCACCCUGUUGGGGGGAGUGAUGGGGUGAAGGCUCCACACUGUCCCCGGGCUGGGCAGUGGCCUGGAAUCCUGACUGGAAUCGGGAGCCCCACACCUGUGUCUGCCUUUCACUCCCCUGCUGGGUGGCUUUGGGAUUCGGAGUUGGGGAUGGCCUGUCUCUUGCAGGUGACUUGCCUACAUACCCUGAGCUACCCCCCAGCCCAAGGACAGGGUCUCCACGUGACUGGUGUCUCCUGGAACUCCACUGGCUCUGUGGUGGCCUGCGCCUAUGGCCGGCUGGAUGAUGGGGACUGGAGCACGCUGAGGUCCUUCGUGUGCGCCUGGAACUUGGACCGGCGAGGCCUGAGCCCCCAGCAGCCGUCGGCGGUGGUGGAGGUGCCCAGCGCUGCCAUGUGCCUGGCCUUCCACCCCACGCGGCCAUCCCACGUGGCAGGUGGACUGUACAGUGGCGAGGUGCUGGUGUGGGACAUGAGCCGCCCCGAGGACCCACUGCUCUGGCGCACGGGCCUGACGGACGACACGCACACGGACCCCGUGUACCAGGUGGUCUGGCUCCCGGAGCCCCGGCACAGCCACCGCUUCCAGGUGCUGAGUGUGGCCGCUGACGGGAAGGUGCUGCUCUGGCAGGGGGUCGGGGCUGGCCGGCUGCAGCUGAGCGCGGGCUUCGCCCUGGCCGUACAGCAGCUCCCCAGGAACACGAAGCUGAAGAAGCCUUCCCGUGGGGAGACUGAGGUGGGCGCCACGGCGGUGUCUUUCUCCAGCUUCGACCCCAGCCUUUUCGUGCUGGGCACAGAAGGCGGCUUCCCGCUCAAGUGCUCCCUGAUGGCAGAGGAUGCUGCUGUCACGCGGAUGCCCAGCUCUGUGCCCCUGCGGGCCCCGGCGCAGUUCACCUUCGCCCCCCACGGUGGCCCAGUCUACUCUGUGAGCUGCUCCCCCUUCCACAGGAAUCUCUUCCUGAGUGCAGGGACGGAUGGCCACGUCCACCUGUACUCCAUGCUGCAGGCCCAGCCCCUGACCUCUUUGCAGCUCUCCCACAAGUACCUGUUUGCUGUGCGCUGGUCCCCGGUGCGCCCCCUGGUGUUUGCGGCUGCUUCUGGGGAAGGUGAUGUGCAGCUGUUUGAUCUGCAGAAAAGCUCCCAGAAGCCCGCGGUUUCAGUCAGGCAAACCGAGGACGAAAGCCCUGUCUACUGUCUUGAAUUCAACUGCCAGCAGACUCAACUCCUGGCUGCUGGUGAUGCCAAGGGCACGGUAAAGGUGUGGCAGCUGAGCAGUGAGUUCACUGAACAGGGAGCCCGGGAGACAGAGCACCUGGACCAGCUGGCCUCGGAGGUGGCCAGUUGAGGUCAGGGAGGCUACCUCUGGGCUGUGUGUUUUUGAUGGAAGCUGAAUGAAGACGACAUGACAAGCUUU
Messenger RNA from Capra hircus (goat), 2310 nucleotides. RefSeq names its product WD repeat domain 34 (gene DYNC2I2). Gene Ontology annotation, biological process: intraciliary transport. Gene Ontology annotation, cellular component: cytoplasmic dynein complex; ciliary plasm. Lineage: Eukaryota; Metazoa; Chordata; Mammalia; Artiodactyla; Bovidae. The record is from RefSeq and is a predicted model, not a curated record. Bases 697 to 2241 code for a protein of 514 amino acids. Gene Ontology annotation, molecular function: dynein light chain binding; dynein heavy chain binding. The transcript is spliced from 8 exons.